AUGGACAACCAAUUCUCGUCAUUCUACAAGAGUUCGGCCAGCAAUCUACACAUCUCAUGGCUCGUUCUUCCAUCAUUGCUUGUCGUCUAUGUCCUCGCCAACAUAGUUUACAGACUGUAUUUCCACCCCCUGGCACGCUUCCCCGGUCCCAAACUCGCCGCCAUAACGCAUCUGUAUGAGUUCUAUUUCAAUAUCAUUCAAGAUGGAAUGUUCAUUUGGGAAAUUGAGCGCAUGCAUGAAGUAUACGGCCCAAUCGUCAGAAUUACGCCGUACGAACUGCACGUCAAGGACCCUCAAUUCUACGACGACAUAUAUGCUGCCUCGACACGGAAGACAGAGAAAUAUUUGAAUUUUGUAUCGCACUUCGGCACUCCAUUGAGCAUGAUCACAACGAUUGGCCACGACCAUCACCGCAUCAGACGAGCGCCGUUGAAUAGUUUCUUCUCCAAAAGGUCCGUGGUACGCCUCGAACCAGUGAUACAAGAGAACAUCGACAAGCUUUGCAAGCGCUUCGACGACGACUGUGCUGCUCAAAACGUGGUCCGACUAGAUGUAGCGUUCAUCGCUUUAACGACCGAUAUAAUCACGCGUUACUCGUACGGGAAAAGUUAUAACUACCUUAAUGAGCCGGACUAUAAACUUGAAUGGAAAGACGCAGUACUUGAAGCUUCAGCGAAUGGAGCUGCAAUGCGCCAUUUCCCCUUCAUGCUAGCUCUGUCGAAGAAUAUGCCUCGGUCGUUAUUGAGAAAGCUGAACUCUCGCAUUGCUAUAUUGCUGGAAAUUCAGGAUAUGGUCAGGAGUCAGUCGUUGGAGUCGUUGAACAAUUCUAAUAAGGGUACCAACACGGGGGAAAAUGGCCAGAAAAAGUCCAUUUUUGACGCACUUAAUGACCCGGAAUUGCUUGCACCCGAGGAGCGUACAAUCGAUAGACUACAAGACGAGGGACAAAUUCUAUUAGGCGCCGGCAGCGAGACGACUGCAAAAUCAUUGACAGUUAUUGCACUGCAUCUGUUACGAGAUCCGAGCGUCCUUGAAAGGUUGAGAGGCGAGUUGAAAACCGUCAUGCCAACAACAACGAGUACAGCCUCGUGGACAGAAUUAGAGAAGUUGCCCUUUCUCACAGCCGUAAUCAAAGAAGGCCUCCGCCUUAGUUACGGUGUUACUACUCGUCUUCCACGUGUCUCUCCUACGGAAGCCUUGCAAUAUAAAGAUUGGAUUAUCCCGCCUGGGACCCCCGUCAGCGAGUCAUCAUACUUUGUGCACAUGGACCCUUCGAUCUUCCCAUCUCCAGAAUCGUUCGACCCAUCUCGCUGGCUCAUCGCGGCAGCAAAUGCAUAUGCCGAACUCUACCUCACAGUAGCACAUAUUUUCAGAAGAUACGACUUCCAUUUAUAUGAUACGAACGUUGAUGACGUAAAGUUGGUAAGGGAUCGCUUUUUUGGAGCGCCAAAGGAUGGGUCGAAGGGUGUGAGAGUUUAUGUUGAGGGAUUGGUUAAAGAGUGA
Messenger RNA from Talaromyces atroroseus, 1503 nucleotides. RefSeq lists its product as hypothetical. The record is from RefSeq and is a predicted model, not a curated record. The coding region runs from base 1 to 1503 and encodes 500 amino acids. Gene Ontology annotation, molecular function: monooxygenase activity; oxidoreductase activity, acting on paired donors, with incorporation or reduction of molecular oxygen; iron ion binding. Lineage: Eukaryota; Fungi; Ascomycota; Eurotiomycetes; Eurotiales; Trichocomaceae. The transcript has 5 exons.